AUGGAGUCUUCAUUCGUCGCCGCAGACUCUGGGACGACAUCCUCGGGCGAUUGUGGAACGACAUCUGGAGAUCGCGGAGCCGAUUCGAAAGGCAAUACUGGAGGUGACUGUGGUGCCGAUUCAGGGAAAGACUGUGCCGACACAGAACCCCAUCCAGCUGAACGAGAAUACAAGUACACCGACUUCGCCGCUACACCCCAGACAGACACUGCCGGUCCUUCCACCUCGUCGCAGUCGAAGACACAACCCGAUACUAGCACACCAGAAGAACGACAGCAACAAGAAGAGCGUAAACAAGCGAGGACGCAGAAGAAGGAAAAGAGAAAGGAACAGACAAAGAAGUUCCUGAACAGCGCCAAAGCUGUUGCUGAGAAUAUCAUCAAGGGCAAGUUUUGA
Alternaria ethzedia is the source of this 396-nucleotide messenger RNA. RefSeq lists its product as uncharacterized. The transcript has a single exon. NCBI's taxonomy places the organism in Eukaryota, Fungi, Ascomycota, Dothideomycetes, Pleosporales, Pleosporaceae. The coding region runs from base 1 to 396 and encodes 131 amino acids. The record is from RefSeq and is a predicted model, not a curated record.